GCACCCAGCUCCACGUCCCUGAGCUGAGCCUCGCGUGUUAUUUUGGGGGUCAGCUGUCCCGUGAACAGGACCCUCCUCCUCCUGUUCUUCCUCUGCCUGUUGCUGUCUCUUCACCUCCUUCACUCGGCUGAUCCCGAACGCUGACAAUGGAGACAUCAGUGGAAGCAGCUGAGGUGUUGGUGCCCCCCCAACCUGACGAGGCAUCCACCCUGGACCCCGAGACCUCUGGAGGCGAGACGGCAGGUGCACCGUGUGCUGCCGCCUCCUCCCCUAACAAUCUCGACCCCAUGGAGGAGUUCACCCAGCGGCUGGAUGACAUCAUCCACACCUACGGCACCACGACCGGCCUCCUCGAUAAACAGAGCGUGAUGCAGGCUGAGGCGGAAAAGGUGAACGAUGAGGCAAAAGAUGACAUCACAGGUUCCAUGGAGACAGAGGUGUCUCUCAUCAUGCAGUCCCUGGAUGAACUCUCCUCUCCGGAGGAGAAACUGGGAGCUCUGGUCAGGAAGUAUGCUGAGCUGGUGGCCUUGCGGCGCUGCGAUGCUCUGAAGUUGGAUGCUUUGCAGCAGAAGUUGUCCGCUGUGCUGGAGGAGCGGCAGCAGCUGCAGGCCGAGCAUCGCAGCAGCGUCGCAGCUCGCGGCAAACUGGAGACUCUGUGCAGAGAACAGCAGUCGUUCUACAACGUUCUGAGGGAGGAGACUCUUCAGCGAUGCAAGGAGGAUGAGGAGAAGAGGACGGAGAUCACCACCCACUUCCAGAGCAUGCUGAGUGAGAUCCAGAGCCAGAUCGAGUUGCACAGCGCCCGAAAUGAGAAGCUCUGCCGUGAAAACAUCAACCUGACCGACAAGUUGGAGAACCUCAUGACCCAGUGUGAACGGAGAGAGGAGAGUUUGGAGAAGAUCAACAAGCAUCGCGACCUGCAGCAGAAACUGAUCGAAGCCAAACUGCAACAGGCCAAUGCGCUGCUGGCCGAAGCCGAGGAGAAACACAAGAGAGAGAAGGAAUAUUUGCUUAGGGAGGCUAUUGACAAAACAAAGAAAUGCUUCGCUAUGAAGGAGCAGGAGCUGGCCAUGAAGAAGAAGCUGACCCUGUACGGUCAGAAGUUUGAUGAGUUCCAGGAAACAUUGGCCAAAAGCAACGAAAUCUACGUGCGCUUCAAAAAGGAGAUGGAAAACAUGUCAGACAAGAUGAAGAAAGUGGAGAAAGAGUCCAGUCUGUGGAAGACGAGGUUUGAGAACUGCAACAAAGCUCUGACUGAUAUGAUUGAAGAGAGAGCAGAGAAAGGCAAAGAGUACGAUCUGUUCGUUCUGAAGAUUCAGAAGCUGGAGAAGCUUUGUCAUGCCCUGCAGGAUGAAAGGAAAGUGCUUUAUGACAAAAUCAAGGAGGUUCGCCACUCUAAUGCCGACCUUUCAGCAAAGGUCUUUGGCACCUCCAACCUCAGUGACAAUCCUGAGGGUGCUGAGACGUCUGCCCUGAUAACUCCUGAUGAGCUGAAAGAGAUGGAGGAGGAGGAGGACCAGGUCCUGACAGACGGCAUGGCCCGUCUGAAGGAGGAGCAGGCCAAACUGCAAGAGUUUGCUGCCUCCCUGUUGGUGACAGCUACUGACAAUGAUGAAGAGGAGAAUAACGAGUUAGACCUUGAUGAAGAUCUUGUUUCUUCUGCAUUUUUCCAUUUCAAAGCCAAACCUCAAGUCAGAGAUGUUCCGGAUUCAGUCCCUGAGCAGGUGAACGAUUUAAAAUCAAAGGAUCCGGAUUCAGAACUCCCGCAGCUAGAGAAGGUGGACGAAGUUCAAGAUCAAAUCAUGCCCGCAGCAGAAGCUGCAGCAACUCAGGAGGCAACUUUAGAAAUAUCAUCACCAGAGGUGGUAAAGGUUCAGACACAGGUGGAGACUGAAGAGGUGCAGCAGGUGAAGCCAGACGCAGAGAUCCAGCAGCCUGUUGCACCUGUACUGAAACCAGAACCAGAGCAAGUCAAAUUUGAGAUCACACCAGAGCCACCAGUGAAAGAUGAGAACGAUCAGCAGCAGGUCAUUGAACCUACACCAGCAUCAGAGCCUGAGAAAGCCAAGGCUGAGCCACAAACACACCCAGUGAAGGCUGAGAUACUGGAGGAGUGUGUUGAGGGCAAACCACUGGUACCUCUGCAAGAUGAGAAGGUUCAGCCACAGCCUCCUGAAUCUGUGCCAACACCAGAGACUGAGAAAACUGAGGAUGCAGAAGAAAUGAAGGGUGAGACCCUGAAGGAGACCGGUGAGGUCAAGCCAGCAGUUUCAGUGGAUGAUAAGGCCCAGAAGCAGACAGAUGCACCAGUUCAUGCACCAGAAGCAGCAUCAGAACCCUCCGAGUCAGCCGCAUGUCCUCCAAACACUCCUGAAGCAGCUGCAGACUCUUCCAAGAAGCAGCUGCCAAAGAAAAAGAAAAAGAAGAGCAGCAAGAGUGCCAGCUAAAGUGUGCAGAAGGGGUGUGUGUGUGUGUGCUGUUCUUUGGGGAUGGUAUGCUCCUUUCCUUCUUUUAAAGGGUAAUAUCAGCUCAAGUGUUCUCAUCAUUUUUAUUCAGCAUCACUGAAAUAAGACGCAGCUGUAUUUUAGUUAGUUAGAAUAAAGAUCUCGUUUGUCCUGAUGUGUGGAAAGCUGGGCCUCAAAGUACCUGAUGUAAGGCAGAGUAAAGCCACAAAAAGCUAUAGUGUAUUAAAACAA
Messenger RNA from Archocentrus centrarchus (flier cichlid), 2696 nucleotides. RefSeq names its product taxilin beta a (gene txlnba). The record is from RefSeq and is a predicted model, not a curated record. NCBI's taxonomy places the organism in Eukaryota, Metazoa, Chordata, Actinopteri, Cichliformes, Cichlidae. Bases 147 to 2447 code for a protein of 766 amino acids. The transcript is spliced from 11 exons. Gene Ontology annotation, molecular function: syntaxin binding.